Coffea eugenioides is the source of this 1282-nucleotide messenger RNA. Its product is annotated as eukaryotic initiation factor 4A-I. Lineage: Eukaryota; Viridiplantae; Streptophyta; Magnoliopsida; Gentianales; Rubiaceae. Bases 109 to 735 code for a protein of 208 amino acids. The transcript is spliced from 7 exons. The record is from RefSeq and is a predicted model, not a curated record.
ACCUACGACGCCGUUGGCGCGCUGAAACAAAAGGCCGCAGGGCAGAAAGCGAGGCAAAAUUGCGGAGAUUCUUCCUCGUCACCGGUCAGCAUCUCUGGACAGCGGAAGAUGGAUUCAACCGAAACUCCCUUAUCCACCUCCCCAUCCCAUUCCAAUUUCAGCCAACAGCGCCAUUUCUAUCUUGCCGUGGAUAGGCUCCAAUUCAAGAUGGAAACCUUGGUGGAUCUAUUAGGCAUGGCCGGACGGCAACCGUUGCUACGCAUGGUGGUCUGCUGCAGCACUCGUGACGAGCUCGACGCCGUCUGCUCCGCCGUCUCCCGCCUCUCCUACAUUUCUAUUGCAACUCUGUAUAGUGACCAGGCGGAAGCUGAACGAGCGCGGAUUUUGGAGAAGUUCAGGCAAACGGCAAUUAAUUGGAACAAUUGCACUGCCGAUGGCGAAGAAAAGAAAGAUGACAAAGAAGAGCGGAACAAGUCUCAUAUGAUUAUUGUUACUGAUGCUUGCCUGCCGUUGCUUGGCAUGGGGGAGUCGCCUAUCAGCUCUCGAGUUUUGAUUAAUUAUGAACUGCCAACUAAAAAGGAAACUUAUUUGAGGCGUAUGGCGACUUGUUUAGCCACAGAUGGGAUUGUCAUUAAUAUGGUGGUUGGUGGUGAAGUUGCAACUCUCAAAAGCAUUGAAGAGAGCAGUGGUCUGGUCAUAGCUGAGAUGCCCAUACAUAUCUUUGAGAUGAUGUAAAGUUAGUGGGCUUGUGGAAUGUCAAAAGCUGUAAACGUGGGUCAUGCCAUUGCAAAUGAGGUAUGUAAUGUAAUUAACAAUAUCUAUUUGUUCUUCGAGAAACAUGUCAUUUUCUGUUGCUAAAAUCCAUAAUUUCUGCAUCAAGAAUAGCCCAUGUUUGAGCUUCGUGAAAACAUCACCCAUCUUGGAAUGCCCCAGACUAUAGUAGGACUUCAGACUUAUGCUCUUCAAAUGGAUCAAUGUGGCCUAUAGUUUCUGUUACUUUGUUGUGAAGAAUGUGGAUGGUUAAACUUUUUUGCCAGUUUUGCCUCCCAUGUUAGGGAGGAAAAAAUGGGAGGCAUAGAUUUUGCAAUUUUGUACCAUUGGUUUGAAUCAGGGUUGUUCAUCAAAUGCUUAAUUCAUUUCACUUCUUGAGGGGAGCAAUUUUAGUGUAGCUCAUAGUUUUUUACUCUUGAAAUGAAUCUGAGAUAAUUGUAAUGGGAUGGACCAAAAAGGUUGUACACAAACUUUUGCUUUUAACUGUAUAAGAGAUCAUAGAGUUAAUAUC